GUUGUCACUCAUAAUUUCUAUCAAAAAAUUGUUUACUGCAUUUAACUACGAUGUCUGAUGAAAAUGAAAAUCUCAGUAAUGCGGAGACACAGUUAUUGCUGAGAGUACGGUUGAAUAUGGAGGACGAGUUUAAAUCGGGUAGAAGGAAAAAAAAUGUAUUGUGGAAGAAAGUUGUGACCGAAGUUAAAAAUGUAAAUCCCAAUAUAAGACUGGACAGUACCACAGCGCAGAGAAAAUGCUUAAAUCUCUUGGUAACGUACAAGCGCAUUAAGAAAAGAAAUAAUUCUUCCGGUAGAGAAGCUACAUCCUGGAGGUAUUUUGAGGACUUCGGCGAAGUUUAUGGUACAAGGCACUCAAUGACUCCUCCAACAGCAAAUUAUUAA
Molecule: messenger RNA, 383 nt
Organism: Anastrepha obliqua
Lineage: Eukaryota; Metazoa; Arthropoda; Insecta; Diptera; Tephritidae
Exons: 2
Coding region: 51-383 (110 amino acids)
Source: RefSeq, a predicted model, not a curated record